Molecule: messenger RNA, 4132 nt
Organism: Pantherophis guttatus
Lineage: Eukaryota; Metazoa; Chordata; Lepidosauria; Squamata; Colubridae
Gene: PPP1R14A
Product: protein phosphatase 1 regulatory inhibitor subunit 14A
Biological process (GO): regulation of phosphorylation
Cellular component (GO): cytoplasm
Molecular function (GO): protein serine/threonine phosphatase inhibitor activity
Source: RefSeq, a predicted model, not a curated record
GGGGACCGCUGGCGGCCCGCCUGGGACAGAGCGACUCCUUUGUGGCCAAAGGCAGCUGCAGCCUUCCUCAGCUUCCUGGGAGGCCGCCUUCAAUUCUGAACUGGUUCCUCGAAGCCACGAUGGGGUUAACGUUAAGGCUGUUUGGGACCUCCCCUCCCUCCCUCCCUCCCAGCUGCUAGUGCUCCUCAGGGACUGGGGAGCCAUCUGCCUUGUUGGGAGGCACAUCUGCCUUUAAGGCUGCCAGGAGGCGCUUUAGUUGUAGCAGCAACUCUCCAUCCUUUUGGUGAGUGGCGGCCUUGGUCUAGCCUUGCGUCCACCAGGGUGGUUGCUGGUUAUUGCUUGCUGCUGGUUUUGCUGGGUGGGAUUUUCAGGCUCAAGAGACUGAAGGUUGCUGGUGGUUCUGGACCAGGAGAGAGACUUGUGGCAACUGCCAAGAGGGGAAGCUGCACUCAGAAAUACAAUGGACUGGGGGCUGCAGGGUUGGGCCCUGCCUAUCGCCCUUAGUCACCCCAUUCAGCCGUCUUUCCGAGAACCAUUGUUUAACGCAUUGUAAGCCGCCCUGAGUCUCCGGAGAAGGGCGGCAUAUAAAUCAAAUAAAAAAACAAAACAAAACAAAACACCAGAUAUUUGAGCCCCAGCUUUUCCUGGAAUCUGGAGAGCAAUUCUGAAAUUCCCUCCUCACUCAAUACAUGGGAAGAGCCCAUCUGGCUGUGGAGCAGGCAAGACUGAGCAAGAGAUGGGCUCCUAUCGAAUUCAGGCUGGAAUGAGGGGAGCUGCAUCCUCAGCUACCAGAGGGCUGCUAUCUGCCCUGCUCCAAGAUUCAUUCUGGCCCCAGGGUACCUUGGCUUGGAAAGGAGGCCAACCUUCCGGGCUCACAGAAAAAGUGGCAGAUGGGCUUGCAGAGAAGGGUCACCGGCCUCCUCCUCCUCCGCCGCCGCCUCUUCCUAGGGAGGAAUGUGCAUCCCCGCCUCCGGUUGCUGAUAUUUUCCUUGCCUAGAAAGGAUUCUUCGAGGUGGGGGUGGGGAGCCUGGCCUAGCUAUAAAAGAGACAUCUCCAAUCCUCCCAUGAAAGGAGCGAGUUACCAUCUGGGUUGCUUUUUUGCCUCCCCAGGGAAUCUGGGAGGGGAGCAGCUCAGCUGGUAGGUUGAUGCUCUGAUCCAGAGGCUUCUUGGUGUGAGGGGCAGCAGUGCUGUGACUAUCCUCUUCCUCCCCCCUGCAUAUUUACAGGGAGGUUGCAGAGAAAGGUUUUUGCACUGGAGGCUUUUAAGAAAACUGAACAGCCAUUUGUCUGGAAUGGUGUAGAUAGGGUCUCCUGCUUGAGCAGGGGGUUGGACUAGAAGACCUCUGAGGUGCCUUCCAAUUCUGUUAUUCUGUUAAGGGGUACAGAUGGAACCAGGCUCUCCCAACUGGAUCAAUUACUUAUCGCGUGGUGGGCAAAAUAGGCGCAAUGGGUACUUAUGCUCCCAGGAAAAGCAGCAACCACAUCUCUGGGAUAAUGCGGGGGUGGUAUGCUCUUCGUCUUGCCUAAAAAGGGGGAUACAGGAAGAUGAGAUGCCAGAUGAAGUCAAUAUUGAUGAUCUCCUGGAGAUGGACACAGAUGAGGAGAGGGCCAAGAAAUUACAGGGCACCUUGGAGUCAUGCCACAACAACACGGAGGACUUCACCAGAGAGCUGCUGGAGAAGCUGAGAGGUCUCAGAACAGAACAUGUUCUCCGCCGGACAAGUCCCAGCAGCCAGAGGAGCAUGGACCAGGGGCCCAAAGUCCCACAGUGACUGUGAUGCUGGAGAGCUGCAGAGACGGCUGAGCUGCUGGAAGAACUUGCUGCUGUCUCCCUGUCUCCAGUAGGAUGGACUGGCUCCAUGGCUUCAACCACCUCCACCCUGCCGGGAAGGUCUCCUGGGCCCUUUUGAACUUCUCUCUCUUGAUGGAUGACAGGCUCUGCUGGGCUGCCUCCCCACAAUAAAGUGCUCUGUCUCCCAGAAGCUCAACUGUUGCCUCUGCCAGAGCAGGGUGGGGGAGACGGGACCUUAUGUUGACUGGGACCCUUGUGAGAGAGAACCUGGCAGGAUAGAGUUUGCCCCCUGUAAAGUGCUCUGGACUUUUCUGGCCAUCACCCAGAAGCUGCGCCUGUGUUUGCACACUCUUGGCUAGAUUUUUUCUGGCUGGGCAUGUUUGGCACAGUCUGCCUGAUUAUCCAGGGCCAUGAAAACUCAGAAACGGGUUCCUUGCCCAAUCCAUCCUUCAGCAGCCCCCCCUGUAGCCGGUGAGGUGAGGUGAAGGCAGCAGGCUUUACUAAAGUCUCACAGCUGUGACUCCAGGUGGGUCUAUGACAAUUUGCCACGGCCAACUUGCCAUGGCCAAUUAACUGUGGGACAACUUGCUCCGGGACAAGAGUUAUACUAAUAUCAAAGAAAUAGUGGAAUAGAAUAAUUAAAGGAUGCAAAAGGAGGGACAGAAUGAAACGCGAAUUGCAAAAAUUAAAGUAUUUUUUUAUUUAUUUUAAAUAACGAAAUAGAAUAAAUUGUCCUGCAGCAAGUUAUCCCAUGGUGAGUUGGUCACAGCAAAUUGGCCGUGGUGAGUUGUCCGUGGAAUAGUUGCCCCAUUCCGACCCCAGCCAGCCUUUCCAUGUUUCAGGCAACCCCCUCAGUCAGAUAGAGGCACUGAGUCCUGUUUCCCCCCUCCCCACACUCAGCUGGGACCCAGAGUGGGUUUUCCGGGUUAGAAGCUGCUUCAGGAGUCCAACAGCACUUUGUGCUUCCUUCUUGCCGGGGUGGAGAUCUGCGUGGUCCACCAGGAAGUCAGGGGUCCCACAUGUUCAGCCCACCUGCCGGCAACUGGGCCUGCGGCAGCCCUCUCAAUCCAGGCCGUCCUUGUAGCUUCUGGAUCCCCCAGCAUUAUCUGGCUAUCGAAGGCCUUCUCCCAGGCCCCACAGAUGUCUGUGUGCAUAUGGCUUCCCAUGUGCCUCCCCCACUUCCCAUUACUGUCUCUGCAAGUCAAUGUGUGCCAGCUACUGCCUGCCUCAGUCCAACCCAGAGUGGCAGGGGGAGGGAGGGAGAUCCUUUCCCCAGGGAGGGAGGGAAGAUGCUUGCAAAGGGAAGCUGGGCCAGGCCCUCCCUCCCUCCCAUGGCUGGUCCAGCAGACACUGGAGCCUCUGAAGCUUGUGCCCUUAUUUGGGAACAGGCAGAGGCUGGAGAGGGGAGGGACUUGCUGUCCAGCUCAGCUGGGCCCUUUUGUCCUCCCUUGGCCUAGAUGCCCACAGCCUGCCCUCCCGCCCCAAGAAAGGGCUUUUUCUCCAGAGGGGGUUGGCAUGAGGGGGAGUGCUGGACAAGGGCAGGAGGAGAGCUCAGUCGGCAUUGGGGGCUCCUUUUUUAUGGGCUGCUCUGGCAAAUGACUUUUAUCUCAAUUCUUCCUCCUCCUCUUCAAAAAAAUUCUUAUUGAAAAUUUAAAAGAGAAAUGACCCCCAAGCCCCCAUAGUAUACAAAAUGUGUAAAAAAACAGUAAUAUUCAACAAUUAUGAAAUAGUAUUAACAAAAGGAGGGAAACGGCCUUUUCAAAAAUAGAUAAGUCACACUUCCUGAAUACAAUCUUUGCUACUGACCACUUUUCCAAUCUCUCAAUAUAAUUCUCUUGGUUAUUCUGCACAACAAAUAAACCUCUCAGAAACACCCCUGUGAUCAAGUUCCACAGUUUUGUAAUAUAGUUCAAAAUAACAUUGACAAAUGUAACUUGAAAACUUUUACAUCCAUCUACUUAAUGUAUGUUAAAAUAUUAUUCCAAAAAGAAACUCAAAUUAGAUAGUUCCUUGGCACAAAACAUCAAAACUUUAAUCCCAAUCUGUAUAUAAUGUUAAUUGUAUAAUGUGCAAUCCCAAAGUUAACAUUGAAUUAACUCACUUCAUCGUCUUUUACACUUUAUUGUUUUAUAGUGAGGUGAAUUGUUUAGUGUCCGAAUACAAUGGGAUUAAGUUUCUGUGUAUGUAUAAAUGCAUUUGGGUCAAACAUAAUUGUUUAGUUUUGCAGAUGUUAUGUUUUAUUGUUAUGUGCUGUUUGCCACCCAGAGUUGCUGUAGUGAGAAGGGCAGCUGUACAUGAAUCAAAUAAAUAAACAGGAGUGGCUUGAGCAAGUUCAACAUA